This is a messenger RNA of Carassius gibelio (silver crucian carp), 645 nucleotides long. RefSeq names its product trace amine-associated receptor 13c-like. NCBI's taxonomy places the organism in Eukaryota, Metazoa, Chordata, Actinopteri, Cypriniformes, Cyprinidae. Gene Ontology annotation, molecular function: trace-amine receptor activity. The transcript has a single exon. Gene Ontology annotation, biological process: G protein-coupled receptor signaling pathway. The record is from RefSeq and is a predicted model, not a curated record. The annotation marks the transcript as partial. Gene Ontology annotation, cellular component: membrane.
AUGGUCUAUGAGACAGAGGAUCAUGAGAUCCAGUACUGCUUUCCUGCCAUCAACUCAUCAUGUAUCAGGGGAAAACACUUCAGGCAUGAAUCCAAUAUCUUGUAUAUGUUUUUUUCAUUGCUGUCAGUGUGGACUGUGUUUCUGAACCUGCUGGUGAUCAUCUCCAUCUCUCACUUCAAGAAGCUUCACACUCCAACCAACCUGAUCAUUCUCUCUCUGGCUGUGGCUGACAUGCUUGUUGGAUUUGUGAUGCCCAUAGAGGCCUCGAGGCAGAUUGAGAUCUGCUGGUACUUUGGAGAAACUUUCUGUGGAGUGUUUUUGGUAAUAACAGGGCUGCUCAUUUCAGCAUCUCUUUAUAAUUUUACUUUAAUUGCUGUUGAUCGUUAUGUGGCUGUGUGUCACCCUUUACUGUACCAAAAAAAAAUAACUACAACUAAAACUUUGAUUAUAAUAUGUAUCUGCUGGGUGUGGUCUUCAGCAUACAAUAUUUCUUUCAUAACAGAUAACGGAUAUUUUGAUCCAUCGAGCAGAACACAUGGGUGUUAUGGAGAGUGUCCCUUUAUGGCUAACUCUGCCUGGAAUAUGACUGAUCUGUUCUUGUCUUUCCUUUUUCCUUGUACUGUGAUUAUAAUUUUAUAUCUGAAG